This is a messenger RNA of Felis catus (domestic cat), 3954 nucleotides long. It is a transcript of the gene ITPK1, whose product is annotated as inositol-tetrakisphosphate 1-kinase. Gene Ontology annotation, biological process: inositol trisphosphate metabolic process. The coding region runs from base 796 to 2100 and encodes 434 amino acids. Gene Ontology annotation, molecular function: ATP binding; inositol-1,3,4-trisphosphate 6-kinase activity; inositol-1,3,4-trisphosphate 5-kinase activity. The record is from RefSeq and is a predicted model, not a curated record. Gene Ontology annotation, cellular component: cytoplasm. The transcript has 10 exons. NCBI's taxonomy places the organism in Eukaryota, Metazoa, Chordata, Mammalia, Carnivora, Felidae.
AUGAGGCAACUGAGUCCGAGAGAGCUCGCCCCAGUCCCUGAGCUAGCACGAGGCAGAGAAAACCCAGCACGCUGGCUCCCUGGUCCAUCUGUGACCCUCCGCGCCCCACUGCUGGUUUUGCAUCAUUCUGAAAGCAGCGCUUCCUUGCAAUUCCUUUGCCUGCGGUGUCUUGAACCCUCUCCUGGACCGGGCCCAUCUGUCUGCUGGCCAGCUGCUCAAGUGCUCUUUCUCACACAAGCCCCAUCUUGACCCAGCGAGGCCGCAGCACCAAGGGGACAGGGUGAUGUCCCAUCCCUUGGAGGGGUUCAUGAAGCCCUUGACAGUUGGUUCCCACUCCAGGGAACCUAGCCCGGGCCGCUUCCUCAAAGUGCACCCCAAAGCACCCCGUGCAGAGGCCCAGCAGCCUGUGGCGAGGCCUGGUCCUCCGCAUACCCUCUCCUGGCAGCCCGCCAUGCCUCUCCUUGUCCAUCUGGCUGACACUUAUUAAUCUGUCUGAACGAGCUCCCGACUGCCAGCUCCUUAAGCCUUCCUGGAUACCCUAGGCCGAGAGAGCCCCCUCUCUUGUGGGCCCCCAGCAUACCCUGUGCGCCCCACCUCCGAGACACAGAAGCUUCCAUUGCAUGAUGUAAUCACGGACUGUGGGGGCUUUUCCCACUUCUCCAGAGCCUCUGUAGGGCCGUGGACCAUGCCUUGUUUUUCUGGAGACUGUGCAGGCCUAGCAUUCUGGCUCAUAGAUGCACCUUAUCAAGAACUCUUUGGAAAUCAAUGGAAACUAAUUAAAUAUUACAGGAAUACAUGAAUUGGCAAAGUUCCCCAUCAUCUUAUUCUCUAGAGCUGAACCUUAGCCGGCCAAUUGAGGAACAAGGCCCCCUGGACGUCAUCAUCCACAAGCUGACGGAUGUCAUCCUUGAAGCCGACCAGAAUGACAGCCAGUCCCUGGAGCUGGUACACAGGUUCCAGGAAUACAUCGAUGCGCACCCUGAGACCAUUGUCCUGGACCCCCUUCCUGCCAUCAGGACCCUGCUUGACCGCUCCAAGUCCUAUGAACUCAUCCGGAAGAUCGAGGCCUACAUGAAAGAUGACAGGAUCUGCUCGCCACCCUUCAUGGAGCUCACCAGCCUGUGCGGAGACGACACCAUGAGGCUCCUGGAGAAGAACGGCCUGGCAUUCCCCUUCAUUUGCAAAACCAGAGUGGCUCAUGGCACCAACUCUCAUGAGAUGGCCAUCGUGUUCAACCAGGAGGGCCUGAGUGCCAUCCAGCCACCCUGUGUGGUCCAGAACUUCAUCAACCACAACGCUGUUUUGUACAAGGUGUUUGUGGUGGGCGAGUCCUACACCGUGGUCCAGAGGCCCUCGCUGAAGAACUUCUCUGCCGGCACGUCAGGCUCCUCCCCAGGACCGUCUCUCGUGCCCCCCGUCUGGACUGGCUCUGGUCGGAGCGGCGGGAGGACUGUCGGGCACACCGGGGCGGCAAGGGGCCUGUGUGCCCCACUAGCGGGAAGGAUGCCAGACCGCGAGUCCAUCUUCUUCAACAGCCACAACGUGUCAAAGCCGGAGUCUUCAUCGGUCCUGACCGCGCUGGACAAGAUCGAGGGCGUGUUUGAGCGGCCGAGUGACGAGGUCAUCCGGGAGCUGUCCCGGGCCCUUCGGCAGGCGCUGGGUGUGUCGCUGUUUGGGAUCGACAUCAUCAUCAAUAACCAGACGGGGCAGCACGCUGUUAUCGACAUCAACGCCUUCCCAGGCUAUGAGGGCGUCAGCGAGUUCUUCACAGACCUCCUGAACCACGUGGCCACCGUCCUGCAGGGCCAGAGUGCAGCCGCGGCAGCCGCGGGGGACGUGGCCCCACUGAGGCACAGCAGGCUCCUGGCAGAGCAGGCGGGCAGCCUGGCGGGCGAGCGGACGUGCAGCGCCAGCCCGGGCUGCUGCAGCAGCAUGAUGGGCCAGGACCCACCCUGGGCGUCGGAGGCCGAUGCGGGCGGCGUGGGCACGGGCAGCACCGCCAAGCUGCCCCACCAGAGACUCGGUUGCACCGCGGCGGUAUCUCCCAGCUUCCAGCAGCACUGCGUGGCCUCACUGGCCACUAAGGCCUCCUCCCAGUAGCCACGGAGCCCAGGACCUGGAGGGCGGCACGGGCCGCAGAGUGCACCUGCUGGGCAAGCAGCUCCCAGCAGUGACGCUCCUACUAAGAAUUCCCAGUGAUCUGAUUCUUUUUUUUGUUUUUUAAUUUUUAACCUGAUUUUCUGAUGUCAUGAUCUAAACGAGGGGUGGUGGGGGGGGCGGGGAGAUGGAAGAGAACCCCAAGUGGCCCAGCCUCGGGGAAGAUGCCUGAUACCUGCUGUGCAGAUGUCUUCACUGGGUUUACACUUGCUGUGUCUUCAACACUAGGUCUGAAUGUGAGGUGGGGUGUGCGUGUGCACGUGUGGCUGCUGUGCGUGUGCACAUCCACGUCUGUUCGUCUCGAUGGCUGCUGUGGACCAGGCCUUGGGGACCCUGGAGGGGGGCCGUCCCGGGUCAGGCUUUUGGCCACUGAACAGAGUGAGUGAGAGGUUCCUCAUCUCUCGCUUUCCUCCAAGCCCCUCGCACCCAGGCCUGGCCCCCUCACUAUUCCCCUCCUGCUGGCGGCCUCCACAGCUUUGUGAGGAAUGGGGCCUAAAGCCCCAAGCAGGUGCACAGGUGUCCCUCUGAAGAGCCAGAGGAAGCCAGAGGCACACCUACUGUUUCCUUGUGGGGGCUUCGUGCAGGGGGUCUGGGCUGUGGUCCGCCUGUUGCCCACUCACAGAAAGGAAGAAGGAAGCUUCCUGGGGGCAGCUAAGGUCCUGAGUUGGCCUCUACUCUCCACGUCCAGCUCCCUGGAGUCCGCCAGGCCCUUCAACUUGUGUCCCAUGCGGCCCUGCAAGGGGGCCUCCCACCCUGGCCAAGCGCCGCUCCCCAGGACCCCGGAGGAGGCUGCCUGGUCGGGAGCCCUCGGGCUGAUCUUGCCUGUGCCAAGGAUUUGUGCCGUGACUGUGGACAGAUCAUCCCAGGAGUUGCUGGGCCUCCGUGUCCUUGUCUCUGAUGAGCCGUUGAGACCAGAGACCUCUGAAGGGCAGGCUUGGUGCCCUCCACCCUGCGGUGCGGUCUGCCUCUCUGAGAAGUCAGCCCGAUGAGCCUCCCCUCGGCCUCGAGGUGAUUUGGGGCCUCUUCCCCCGGCCAGGUGGGUGGGGGGGGGGUGCUGCCUGUACGCUUCACAUCUUUUCGCACCGCCCAGCAGGCCCGCCCCACCCUUCCUGCACUCACUGCAAGCCCCAAGCACAGAGCCAGCCAAGUGUGAGGGGAGCUGCAGCCCCAGAGGUGAGGAAGCAGUUACCCCUCCUCCGUGAGAGUCCCCCCAGCCCCUGAUGGCAGCUUACACCACCGGCUGACCACUCCGCUCCCGCGGUGCAGGCGGGCAGACCGCCCCGCCCCUCUGCAAAGAAAGGGGGCCGGUGAGGGGCUUUGCCAGUCCUGGGACAACGUGAACCCGGGCAAAAUGCAUAGGACCCCCUGAGCAUGAUCUUGUGUCCUGAGACAUCCAUUCACGUUGAGAAAGUGGGAAAGACGUCCAGGCUGUCGUGCACGGUCCGAUGAGGAUGGCCCGAGAGAGGCUGCUGAACUGGGCACUCAGAGGUACCUUCGGGCCUGGCUCAGCAGGGGCGUGGGGGUCACCCACCUUCGGGAAAGGAAGGACUGGGUGGGGGCCGCCCUCAAGCUGCACUGGGCCUAGGGCGAGGACAGGUGCUGUUGGGACUGCCCGGCUGCCCUGGAAAGGAGGGCCCACCGACUAACUGCGUUUACACGACUUGAGUGUUGAACCCCGAUUAUAAUGUCUGUACAGCGCCUUUCCUAGUCCAUCCCUGAGCCCCGGGGAAGCAGGAAAGCGUGGCUGGCCUCUUGCACUGCUUUGUCUCCAAAAUAAACUACUGAAAUCGAACUGCA